Fusarium venenatum is the source of this 2694-nucleotide messenger RNA. RefSeq names its product autophagy protein Apg9-domain-containing protein. Gene Ontology annotation, cellular component: phagophore assembly site; autophagosome. The record is from RefSeq and is a predicted model, not a curated record. NCBI's taxonomy places the organism in Eukaryota, Fungi, Ascomycota, Sordariomycetes, Hypocreales, Nectriaceae. Gene Ontology annotation, biological process: protein localization to phagophore assembly site; autophagy of mitochondrion; nucleophagy.
AUGUUCUCCCGGAUAAAGUCCCCUUCGAGGGGGUCACAGUCAUUUUACCGACAACUACGCUCUGCGGAAGACCCUGAGUAUGAUCCCGGUCUCGAUGAGGAAAACCUUGGUCAUAGGUUUGAUGACUUUCAAACCGAAGGGUUGGAUAUCGGCGACAGUCGCAUGACGGUCGAGAGUGCAGCACUGGGUUCGAAAAGGAAAGGGAAAGCCACAUUUCGAUCAACAGCCCACGUCCGAAGUCCUGGAAGAACAUCACCGCGAUGGCAACAAGAUGACGAAGGAGACAACGAGGUACCCGCAUCGCUACUGAUGGAACCGAAAGAUGUAGACCAGCCUAUAUCAACUCCCAGCAAACGAGCAACCAAUCCUAGAAACUCACAGACUCCAGCAAGUACAGGUCCGUCAUCUGCACGAACAAGGGCCCAAUGGGAAGCGGUAACCACACAACAACAACUCCAUCAGGACGACCCAUAUAAUGAAUCAAUAGGACCACGGCCAAUACCAUUUGCCAGAGGGACUAUGUCGAACAACCCGAGGGAGAAAGCAAUGUGGCGAUGGGUCAACACCUCCAAUUUGGACAGCUUCAUGCGUGACGUUUACGACUAUUUCGAGGGCGGAGGUCUCUGGUGCAUUCUUUGUGCCAACGCUCUAUGGCUUUUCGAAACCCUUUUUGUCGCCGUGAUACUCACUUUUCUCAGCCAGUGCAUUGACUAUUCAAGAGUCCCCAAUAGUAGGUCCUUGCAUGAAGUUAUCGUUCCGCAAUGCACUCGCAAAAUGUCUGGACUAUGGAACUUUGCGAUCUGGCUCUACACAUUUUUCUUCAUCUGGAAAUGUGUUCAGUACUUUGUAGAGAUACGCCGUCUCAUCUACAUCAGAGACUUUUACAUCUAUCUCCUUGACAUUCCGGAACAAGACAUGCAAACUAUCUCCUGGCAGGACGUUGUAGCCCGUAUCAUGGCACUCCGUGAGGAGAACCCGAAAACCGCAACAAACAUCUCCCCAAGACUGCGACAAUUCAUGGGUAGCCAAUCUAAGGAACGGCUUGACGCACUUGACAUUGCCAAUCGUCUCAUGCGCAAGGAGAACUACCUCAUAGCGAUGAUCAACAAGGAUAUCUUGGAUCUGUCCUUGCCGUUGCCUUUCCUUCGUGGCCGUCAAAUGUUCUCAAAGACUAUGGAAUGGUAUCUGCAAUAUUGUAUCCUCGACAUGGCCUUUAACGAGCUCGGGCAGGUCCAGCAAGACUUUCUGCGCCCUGAUCGUAGACAUCUACUGAGUCAGAAGUUGAGACAGCGCUUUUUAUUUGCAGGUUUUCUCAAUCUCUUGUUUGCGCCAGUUGUGCUCGCAUACGUUGUCAUCGUCUACUUCUUCACAUAUUACUAUGAAUACCAAAAGGACCCCAAACAAGCUGCGGCGCGUAAAUACACGUCUUUGGCAGAAUGGAAGUUUCGCCAAUUUAACGAGUUGCCACACAUAUUCUACGAGCGGCUGCACAUGUCGUAUCCAUUCGCAACUCGAUAUAUUGACCAGUUUCCGAAAAGAAUCACAGAAGCAGUCGCCCGAACUAUAGCCUUCAUGUCGGGUGCUAUCACUGCCAUCCUGGCAAUUGGCUCUGUUCUCGAUUCGGAGCUUUUCCUCAAUUUUGAAAUUACCAAAGACAGGCCUGUAAUCUUCUAUCUCGGCGUAUUUGCUGCUAUUUGGGCGACGACUCGCGGCAUGGUGUCCGAGGAAACACUGGUAUUCAAUCCAGAAUACGCACUGCGGAAUGUCAUCGAAUACACACGCUACGUGCCGGACCACUGGAAAAACAAACUCCAUAGUGCUGAGGUGAAGCAGGAGUUUUCGGAACUUUACAAGAUGAAAGUGGUCAUAUUUCUGGAGGAGAUGAUGGGGAUAAUCACGACGCCCAUGCUACUUCUAUUCUCACUUCCUAGAUGUAGUGAUCAGAUUGUUGAUUUCUUCCGGGAAUUCACAAUUCAUGUUGAUGGACUCGGCUAUGUUUGUUCGUUUGCGGUGUUCGACUUCCAAAAAGGUCCUGGUAAUACCGGACCACAAGGGCCUCGACCAGAUGUCCGCGAGGACUAUUACUCCACAAAGCAUGGGAAGAUGGCGGCAUCUUACUACGGCUUCCUCGAUAACUACGCAGCAAACCCUAAGACUGGUAUUCCUGGUCACCUUCCCCCAGGACCAAAACCAUCAUUUCAUCCUCCACCGUCAUUCCCUGGACUCGGUUCCCCAACAUUGGCGGCAGAUAUGCAGGGCUCUCAUGUUGGCCGAACAGGGACGGAGACGGGACGUGCCAGAAGCCGAGCCCCUGGUGGACGCGGCCCACGUAUCGGGGUUAUGCCACAACCUUCUCCAAUGGCGUCUAUGCUGCUUGAUCAGCAUCAUCAACCCUCCGGGGGCAAUAUGGUCGCACGGAGUCUGUAUGCAUCAAGGUAUCCACGAGGGUAUCGGGGGGAGAGCCAAAUUAUCGAAGAGACUGAAGCCAGUGCCAUCAGGCGAAGCGGGGAAGAUGAUGAACUGUAUGAGCCAGGAGGCGCGCUGGGUGAAUCGGUAUGGGAGACCUCUCCAGCAAGAGGCGUGACUCGGGAGAACAGUGCUGCCAAUACUGAAGAUCCCGAAGCAGGUGUGUUGGGUUUGAUAUACCAACUUCAACAAACUCAACGUCCCCGACGAGGCGGCGGAAUGGUAUGA